AAGCCGUUCAGGCGCAAGCAAAAAAAAAAAAAAAGCAGCAAAACGAGCGUACGAUUUGUCGAUUUGCGUCAUCAUUCCAAGAUUACGCCACAAAUAGAGUAAAGAGCGCCGUAAUAGUAAUAAAACGUUGAUCUUAACAGUUUCUUACUUUCUACCAGUUUCUGGGCCACAAAACCACAGCCACGAAUUCAUCCCCGCGCAUUAUAGAAAAACUGAACGGCCGAAUCCUAAAAUGCGCCCCCGGGUGUGACACCACCGAACCGUUAACCCGCUUCACCGUCUUCAUCACCACUUGCUCUUCUUUGUCUUACCGCAAACCGAACUCUGUAUAAUUCUGAAGUAGAGGAGUAGACAACUGUAAUUCGUAGAAAAAUUAGUCGUAAUCGGUUGCAACCCCCACGCCACUGAAUAAUUCUUCCUUCAUCGCUUAAAAUUGUGUGAUUUCUGGGUUCCCUUUUUCUUUAUCAAUUCUGGGUGGGAAAAUAGUAUAAUUUGGUAAAAUAAAAAUGGCGUCUUUUCAUGUAUCCUUAAAAUCGAGCAUUUCUCCAUUUUCAGUUUCACAAUCGCAGUAUUCACCUUCUAGAUGGAGUUAUUUCUGCUCGGAAUUCAGUUCUACGGUUUCCCUUGGGAGGAAUUUUGGCCGGGGAAGCAGGAAGUUGAGACCGAUGAUACUUCCCAGAAGGUUCAGGAUUUCUUCCAGUAGUACUAAAGAAUCCCCAGACCAAAGCAAUGGGGAAGAACCUCCAGAGUCAUUGUUUAUGAAAGAGCUAAAGAAGCGGGGCAUGACUCCUACUUCAGUGCUUGAGGACAGUAAAAAAAGCAGCAAUGCUGGGGAUGAAACAAAUUAUAGGGAGGAAGAUGGAGGAUUUUCUACGAGAAAUACAGUCUCUAUGGAUGCUGAAACAAAGUUAAAGAAUCAACUGGAGGAAUCUAGAGCACUUAAUAGCGAAGGCCUUGAGGGUUUAAUCCCACGGGCUAAACUAUUGCUUACCCUUGGAGGAACAUUCUUUUUGGCGUUUUGGCCUUUGAUCCUCAUAACUGUUGCCUUUACUACUGGAUUAUACCUGUACUUCGGAACGAGUUUUAUCCAUGAUGGUAGGGACAGUAACAUCAACAUACCUGAGUACAUAGAUCCCUAUCAGCUUCUUGAGGAAGAAAGGUUAUCACAGACAGCCCCUCGCCUAUAUUGAAGGAAGACAUGGCACCUUGCUGAUCAGCCUUUUCUAGCUCGUAUAUAAGUUUUCUGUUGGUUUAUUCCCUUUAAAUGUAGCUUUAUUCUUUCCUUGUAUAAAUGUUAAUCUAAAGAAACAAAGGCCUAUUAUUCACACCCCUUUGUAUAAGCUUUAUUGACAAGGAAUUUUAGUUCCAUUUGGAAGCUAUAUUUUAAUAGCGUUCGAACAAGUUCUCUGAUAAAUUUAUGCGUGUGUAUUUAGAACCUAACUUUCUGCUUAUGCAUAAAUCAAGGAGUUCUCUUUCAAUCAUCAAUAUAG
This is a messenger RNA of Oldenlandia corymbosa var. corymbosa, 1490 nucleotides long. NCBI's taxonomy places the organism in Eukaryota, Viridiplantae, Streptophyta, Magnoliopsida, Gentianales, Rubiaceae. The record is from the annotation of a GenBank genome assembly.